UUGUUUACUGCCGAUGUUUGCAAUGGUGUUGGAGUUUUCUCAAAGGACGUCACUUGACUGACAAACAGGUCAACACAUUAGAUCAGAUGGAUGUGAUGUCAUGGUUACUCACUCACUUUUCCUGAUGAAGUUUGUCUUGUUUCAAAAAUCUUGAAAUAUGUGCCAGUUAUUAUUAAAAUAAUUUAAUCAUAAAUGUUUAGAAAACAGACUUGAUUUUAAAAAUGAAUAUUUUAAAAUGAACAAUUUAUCCCUGCUCCCUGCUUCAGAUGCUGAGAUUCAGCACUGAGUUUUUUUUAAGUUGGACUUCAGACUGUAUGUUUCAUGUGAAAAAUUGACUGAUACGCUACUCUUCAGUCAACCAUCAAAUCAGUGAGCAUUUUCCUGGCUGUACAUUGUCUCUUUUUCCUGCCCUUCACAUUUUCUAGCAUCUUAUCUCUGCUGUAAGCUUCCAGGGUCACCCCCCACCCUUUGUGCCCUGCUUGUGUCCUGUACUUUUGUCGUGUGACUGCAGAACACAGCACAUCAAGUAAUCAUGUGCGCUUUUACACAGUGCAAUAAAAGAUAUAAGUAACUCCUUAUGAGCCAUUUGUAUAGCAGUGUUGUCUAACGUUGGCUGCAUAACUCCCCUUUUUUUUUAAACAAAUGUCCCGACCUUUUUAACAAUUUCUCGAAAACCAUAUUCCCAGAAUGUUAUAUUUGAGUUUCUAAGGAGGUCAACACCAAUUAGAGUUGAAGCCUAAAUAGUACUGACUGUAAUGUGACAUGUGUUCCUCAAUGGCAGUAUUGUGCCCAAUAUAGUCGAGGUAAUUUCACUGAAUCGGAAACAGAAUCAAAUGUAUUACCAUGGUCUGUGGGGAUCCCACCAACUAGGAAAGGACAUACAGUUAGAUUUAAAAUGAGCAGUUUAAACAGCCAACAUGUGGACAGGAAUCCACUUUAUCGGUAGAUGUCUGUUUAUUUGUGGAAAUACACAACAGAUAGAAGGACUGUAUUGUUAUAUUAUAUAUAACAAUGUAUAACACAUAACAGUAUUGGUGAAAUAUUAAAAGCACUUCUUUCACUUCAAAGGGAGGAUGCAAAAGAUGUCAGGUCUCCUCUGCCCCUUAGGUCCAAUCGAGUGUCUGCUUACAUAUGGCAACAAUAUCAACAAUAUUCUCAUGACUGUAAAUGAAUAAGCUAUGAAAGAAACAUACACUCACAUUUCUGUUUUUUUAAUUAUUUUUUGGAGCAUGAAGUGGAAUUAACUGUCUUCAUUUUCACUGUUAGUUGACUUGUUCUUGACUUAGAGAUGGGAGACUGGCGUUCAGAGAUAUUUGAAGUCAGGAGCUAAGUCAUCCACUCUUCAUAGAUCCACAUCUCAGCUAUAGAGAAAAACAUCUUAUACCUCACCUCCCUUUAUGACUGUAGGACAGAGAGGACUUGAUUAAACUCUCAUGUGUCCGAUGUUCUCAGUUUGUUCUGGUAAAUCACAUGCAGUAUGUAUGACUGCCGCCUUAUGCACAUGCCCCGUGCUCUCGUUGACCUGAGCCGUGAAUCCGAAGCCUCUCAUCCAACGCCAGCGUCAUUCAUUGGCCGAGCCACGCAUAGGUAGAGGGAGAGAGGGUGCCUCUGAGCUCGGAGCGCGGAGAGGAGGGGCUUUUGGACUCCACAACAACGUUGGCGGGAGAGACACUGUAGUGGGAGAGAGAAUGCGGCAGGAGGAGAAAGCAGGGUAUCAGCUGCUCACUCUCAGACGGGGACGUGGAUGGAUUCUUGACUUGUUUUUAACGCAUUCUUCUGCCGCGCAGCAUCCUUUUUAUUAAUCCUUUUAAUACUCCUGAGUGCUGCCGCUUAUCCCAUCCUCAUCACCCAGUCCUGUAUCCCGUUUAGGUACUUUCUCCCUUACCUAUGGCUACCACGCCGUGGACCUCCCUUUGUCUUCUCUUUCUCCACCCUCUCCUCCAGUUAUCUCCUGUAGUUUGAGCCCUCCUUUGUUACCUCCUGCCUCUCAGUAGAGCCGAGUAAUAAUGCCAGUGCUGGAGGGUCUUUGGGGCACUGAUCUGAGCCUGCGGGACCCCACUCUUGGCGUGGAAGUAGAUGACGCUGUCUGUCAAGAUGAGGCCCCCAACUCUCCAGUUUGGGGGCCACUCAGGACACCUCCAGUUACCUGUGGGGGCUUGUCUCUGGCCUUGGAGCUGCCGUCGCUCAUCCGGCAGCUCAGAGCAGCCUGGAGGGCACGGAAGGCAGCGAACCAAGUCCCGGACAGAAGUCAGGGUGGCACUUGGGUGAAAGCCGAAGAGGAGGAGGUGAAGGAAGAGGACAUGUGUGCCCAGCUGGAAGCUGAUGGCAGACUGAGCACUCAACAUGCUGGUGUGUUGCUGGCCGAGAGAAGAGGCUCCUACCCGCUGAUCGACCUGCGCAUCCUCAGAACCAGUGUCCAGCAGGGGGAGGUUGAGACUGGCACGAAGAAGAAGCUGAAGCGCCUCCUGAGCCUCCAGAGGUACUGCCAUGCCUCCAGACUGCUGAGGGGUUUAGUGCCCACGACCCCUGAGUCCCUACACCUGUUGGAUGACGACUACCUGGGUCAAGCUGGGCACAUGUUAUCAAAAGUCGGCAUGUGGAACUUCGACGUCUUCCUCUUCGAUCGUCUUACAAAUGGUAAUGGCCUUGUGACGCUGAUGUGCCAUCUCUUCAACGUCUACGAUCUCAUCCACCACUUCCAGCUGGACAUGGUCAAACUGCACAGGUUUCUGAGUAUGGUGCAAGAAGACUAUCACUCCCAGAACCCUUAUCACAAUGCUGUUCAUGCUGCUGAUGUCACACAAGCCAUGUACUGCUACCUGAAGGAGUCCAAGCUUGCAGAGCAGCUGAGCCCCCUGGACGUGCUCCUGGGUCUCCUGGCUGCAGCCGCUCAUGAUGUGGACCACCCUGGAGUCAACCAGCCGUUCCUCAUCAAAACCAGACACCACUUGGCUUCUCUCUACCAGAACAUGUCAGUGUUGGAGAGCCAUCACUGGAGAUCCACAGUGGGCAUGUUGCGCGAGUCUGGACUCUUGUCACACCUACCUGCCGACAUGUCGCAGGAUAUAGAGCAGCAGCUUGGCUCGCUCAUCCUGGCCACCGACAUCAGCAGGCAGAACGAGUUCUUGUUGACAUUCAGAGAACAUCUGGACAACCAGGACCUGGACCUGCAGCUGGCCUCGCACCGCCACUUCAUCCUGCAGAUCGCUCUGAAGUGUGCCGAUGUCUGUAACCCAUGUCGGGUUUGGCAGCUGAGCAAACAGUGGAGCGAGAGGGUGUGUGAGGAGUUCUACCGUCAGGGUGACUUGGAGAGGAAGUUUGACUUGGAGAUCAGUCCACUGUGUAACCAGCAGUCAGACUCGGUUCCGACCAUCCAGAUCGGCUUCAUCUCUUACAUCGUGGCUCCGCUUUUCGAGGAGUGGCACCGCUUCACUGAGCCCAGCCUCCUCAGCAGGACCAUGAUGACCCACCUCCACAAAAACAAGGCCCACUGGAACUAUCUGCUGUACUCACACGGCUCAUCAGAAUCACAAAUACACCCUGACGCGGACGAGCCGGAGGGAGAUGGAGGAGGAGGAGGAGAUGGCGGAGGAGGAGGCGAAGACAUCCCCUAAUAUCUCCUCCUCUGCGAGGUUUGUCUUUUAAAAACGGAGGCUUGGUAGUCCUCUGGCGUUUUUGCUCCUUCCACGUGGAGCCGGUCAGAGCAGGGAAGAUGGAGCCCUCUGCUGGACAAGGCAGGCGCUGCGACCUGCAAUAAAAGCUGGCGAAUCUUAGUAAAUAAUUCAGACGAACCUUUGCUGCUGAGGAGCCCGUGGUUCUUCGCGACAGACAGAGGUCGCUUUUUUGCACAAUGCUGCUUUGGCAGCAACCAGAAGCCAAAACUAUAAACAAGGCAGCUGUAAAAUGCAAUAUCUUCUGGACUGACACAAGCUUCUGUCGAUAUACAUAGUUACUCGAUUAAUCUCUAGACUUAAAGACACAUAUUAUGCUCUUUCUUUUUUCACUUUUUGUACAGCAUGCACUUUCAAGGUGACUCAUUUUCAAGGUGUUUAAAUGUGGCCAGGAAGUGUGGCCCGAAAGCUAAUACAGAGCCAUAUUGUAUGUUGAGACCAUGUUUCAAACUGUACAUAAAAUAGGUUUCACUUCAGCUCUUAUCGUACCAAACUAUUUGUACCGGAGAGAGAACUUAACCAGCUCAGUAUCGACCAAGCCUUAACAAACUUUGUUAUGGUUCCUAACUUAGACGCGGCGACAAGCACGGCUCAUGCCGAGGUGCCAUCCUGUUCUCUGCUACAUUCGCUCUCAAGUUACCUCUGGAAGUGACGCUGCCGCCUUCGAGCGCGCUCCGUAAUUCUCACCUUCAAUGCAAUACCGAUGUCACACUUUUAUUUCCAUUCAUCCUUGUUCUUUUAUACACGUGUCGACGUAAAAAUAUCAAGCAAAAACACUGAUACCUUUGUACAUACUUUCAGCGUAACCUUUCUAUGCGAUAGUGGGCUCACAUAAGUCACAUGGUGCUAAUAGAAGCCCCGCCCCACGUCUUCCCUCCGAUCAGACUUUCUAUUCUAACCAGAGCUUUAAGGUUGUAUUUAAAAUGUACAAUAAGAAAAGCUCAUGUGCAACAGUGAACUGUCUUGAUAUUAUUGUUGUGAUUCAAUAAGAAAUACUUUAUGUCUUGCGUACUCUCUCAGCCAAUUACUGCUUAAUAUCCUAAUAAAGGAAUUAUGAAAUAUGUAUAUGAAUAUUGGAAAGCUGACGGUGAAGAUAGACAAGGUGGAUAACUGAAAGUUCACGUAUUAUUUCUUGUUAUUUUAAGCUGUAGAUGAAGGAGUUCAUUUUUCAGCCUUUAGGAGCCACAAUCCUGCAGCGAUGCCAUGUGUCACGCUGAGUCAUGAAUGUAGUCAGUCAUUCGUCGACCACCAGCAUCAAAGUCUUCCAUCUGCCACCAGCGUUUUCCUUUGACAGGCAUGUGAUUGUCCUGCAGCUAGCAACACAGAACACUUUGUUUCCGUGGGGUUUUCCUCCACUGAACUCCGCGUCCUGACAUCCCACACACGUCUUUGAUACAGAGGUCGACAUGUACAGAAUGGAAAUGUGUUUUAAAUGUGUAUUCCUGCUCUGACCACCUUUUGAGCACUGUGACGAAUAAACACCGUUUUUGACUCCACAUCAUUCUGAUGUUCCUUUUCACAACCGGCCAAAUCUCACGUUUGUCUUCGACAUUUUCCGCGAUAUACAUACAGCGGUUUCAUAAGUGAGAACUAAAGCUACACACCAGGAGUUCGUUUAUUCAUUCUCUAUCGUUAGAGACUCAAUACAUGUCUCACAGACAGUUUGUUGGGUAGAAAAUAUUUUUAUUUAAAACCCAGUGAGCAAGAAGGUUCAACUCCAUGUUGAGACAUUUAGGUUUAUACCAGUUUAUUUUUUGCUUGGACUUUAUAUGAGCGUUAUUAAUACAUACAGAGCACUUUAAAUUACCAUAAAAAUGUGGCUAAUAUAUUUUUUAAACUAAUAAUUCCACGCUAGCUUAUGUAUGUAUUAACUUAUGUACAGUAUUUUUUCCAUCUCAGGAGGUGUUAUUUUGCUUAAUCUAUUUGCAACACGCGCCUAUGAUUUAAGACACGCAGUAUGCCUGUAUGAACACUAGAUGGCGACGAAAUAACUGAAGUUGCGUCUCGGCGCUGGCAGGUCUCGCUGAGAAGGCCCGCUGCCGCCCACCCCGACCCCCACCCCCCGCGCGCUCCACUCUCCCGCUCUCUGCGGGGCCAAAUGAUGAUGAGGGGCCUCCUUCUUUGUUGACACUAUAAAUACGGCCGUAACUGUCUUGAGCAGCCGCGGGCUGUGAGCUCUUCUGUCAAUAGAGGCUAAAUGAAGGGGCUUUAACCAAACAACUUCAUAGAAACGGCAGCUUAACUCGUCUGUUUGUUUCUGAGUUCGGGACGAAAAUGAAAUGGUGUUGAUGGUGAAGAUGCGUCUUAUACUGCCUUGGUGACGUCACACCCGAGUUGGUGAUGGAUGUGUGUUUUUAUUAUG
Synchiropus splendidus (mandarinfish) is the source of this 6033-nucleotide messenger RNA. Its product is annotated as cAMP-specific 3',5'-cyclic phosphodiesterase 7B-like. The transcript is spliced from 12 exons. The coding region runs from base 2007 to 3614 and encodes 535 amino acids. Lineage: Eukaryota; Metazoa; Chordata; Actinopteri; Syngnathiformes; Callionymidae. Gene Ontology annotation, molecular function: 3',5'-cyclic-AMP phosphodiesterase activity. The record is from RefSeq and is a predicted model, not a curated record.